AUGAACGUAAUUAUUAGUAGUAUUGUACUUUUACUUAUCUUCUCUACAUCAAACGUCAAAUCAAAAAUUCUUCGCGGAGAACUCGUUACAAAUCAAAAUUGGGCGUUUUUAGCUAGAUUCUGUUUUCUGACUGAAAAAGGGAAGUUCCGCUAUGACUUCGUCGUUAAAGAAAAUUCGAAUGAAACUUCCAACGUGAACUUGUUGCUUUAUUAUGACGCGCCAAAUCAGUGGCCCAGUGUUUACCCAUCAGACAAAACAUGCGAGCAAAAAAAAUCUAUUUUAAGUCUUGAUCACGGGCAAAUAGUACCACUAUCAGCUAGUCUCGCAAGAAUAUCAGGUUGCGAACAACUCGACGACCCAUGGGCUAAAUUGCAUUGUACAAGUUACCGUGAAUUCAGAUCAUCGAGACCACGCUGGUGGUUCAUCGUUUUAGCAGACUGCUCGUCGAAAAGUGGACUUAAUGUUUCUUAUGACAUGAGUCUGACGAACGGUGAAUCGGGCAGUUUCUGGAGAGAACACUUUUCUGCUGAUGAAUUCUGGUUACUACCGCUUUUAAUAGGAGCAGAAAGCGCUUACAUUUUGCUUGUAAGUUACAGCCUCUACGUAUCAUUUCAACUACGCGAACGACGCCUUCUUCAUGUAACAUACAAAUUAUUUAUGAUUUCACUGAUUUACCAAUUAAUUGGAAUCAGCCUUGAAAUUUAUAGUCUCGCCUAUCGUGGUGCAACAGGAUUCGAAUCUCGUCGAGCUGAACUUUUUGGCAAUCUCUUCGAAUCAUGUGCAGAAACGUUGUUUACUCUGUUGAUACUCCUUCUGGCCCUAGGGUACACAGUAACUAAAAGUGUUCUAUCAAACAAACAAUUAUGGUGUCUUAUUUGGUUCAUUGGAACUAUUGUUUUCUUGCAACUGGUGCUUUUUAUCUAUGAAGCCGAGGUCUUUGAUCCUGGAUUGGUUCUUUAUAUUUACGAGUCACCUCCUGGUUUCGGACUUAUGGCUCUCAAAGUACUCGCUUGGGGUGUCUUUGUAGCCUGUUGCUACCGAACCAGCCGUAAAAGCAGCAGUAAGUUUCAUUUUUAUGCUUCAUUACUGUCACUCGGGUCCGCGUGGUUCCUUUGUCAUCCUCUCACGGUACUUGCAAUCACGUUUGCCGUUGAUAAAUGGGUAAGACAAAGUGUUGUAAAAGGUUGUUCACUGUGGAUUAUCUUUGUUGGACACGCAAUGUUUCUUUACGUGACACGACCCACAUCUUCCAACGAACGUUUUCCAUUUCACAUAAGAACAUGGCAAGUGGUCCCCAUUGCCGUUGGACAAAAUAAUAAUUAUGAACCAAGGAGAGGUGGUACUGCUGCAAUUUUUACUAUAAACUUAAAUAGGAAUCGCGCAAGACCCACAUAA
Molecule: messenger RNA, 1395 nt
Organism: Cotesia congregata
Lineage: Eukaryota; Metazoa; Arthropoda; Insecta; Hymenoptera; Braconidae
Source: the annotation of a GenBank genome assembly